This is a messenger RNA of Eurypyga helias (sunbittern), 750 nucleotides long. RefSeq names its product protein FAM3D-like. Bases 1 to 750 code for a protein of 249 amino acids. The transcript is spliced from 8 exons. Lineage: Eukaryota; Metazoa; Chordata; Aves; Eurypygiformes; Eurypygidae. The record is from RefSeq and is a predicted model, not a curated record.
AUGGACCGUGUCCCCAGGAAGCAGAGGGAUGCUCCCAUCCCAUGCUGUGGCUGCUCUCACCUGGCUCCUCUCCCGCUCCUCGCAGGCGUGAUCCGGUACGUGGCCCUGCUCGUCACGCUGCUGGGCACAUGGUUCAUCGUGCGGACGUACUUCGACCACAGAGGGAAAGCCAUCAGCCUGCGGAGCUGGCUCGGUGCCAUCGAGAAGCCCAUCAGCCAGCAGCCGCCCCGGCACAAGUGCGGGAACCGGAAGAGCUGCCCCCAGAACUAUUUUGCCUUCAAGAUCAUCAGCGGCGCCGCAAACGUGGUGGGACCCUCCAUCUGCUUCGACGACGCGAUCCUCAUGAGCACCGUGAGAAACAACAUCGGCAGAGGCCUGAACAUCGCGCUGGUGAACGGGACAAGCGGGCAGCUGCUGACAGCGGACACAUUCGACAUGUACUCUGGAGACAUUAACAAGCUGGACAGCUACCUCCGGCGGGUCAAGCACGGCACCAUCGUGCUGGUGGCCAGCUACGACGACGCUGCCACAAAGAUGAACAACAAAGUACGGGCACUUUUUGAGGAGCUGGGCAGCAGCCAUGUGAAAAAGCUGGGCUUCAGGGACAACUGGGUCUUCCUGGGGGCAAAGGGGCUGAAAAGCAAGAGCCCCUUUGAAGAGCACAUCAAAAAUGACAAGCUGACAAACAAAUACAGUGGCUGGCCUGAGCUGCUGGAGAUAGAGGGCUGUGUCCACAGGAAGAUGGAUUAG